This is a messenger RNA of Prosopis cineraria, 1915 nucleotides long. RefSeq names its product silicon efflux transporter LSI2-like. The transcript is spliced from 5 exons. Gene Ontology annotation, biological process: transmembrane transport. Bases 23 to 1780 code for a protein of 585 amino acids. The record is from RefSeq and is a predicted model, not a curated record. Gene Ontology annotation, cellular component: membrane. NCBI's taxonomy places the organism in Eukaryota, Viridiplantae, Streptophyta, Magnoliopsida, Fabales, Fabaceae.
AGUUGUUUUUUUGGCUUCAAUAAUGGCAUUAGCUUCUCAUCCAAAAGUGAUUUUGGGUUCAUUUGCCUUUUUAAUCUUCUGGGUGUUAGCAGUUUUCCCUUCUUUGCCUUUCCUUCCCAUAGGCAGAACUGCUGGGUCCCUUUUAGGUGCCAUGCUUAUGGUCAUCUUUCAAGUUCUAUCUCCUAAACAAGCUUAUUCCGCGAUCGAUCUAGAAAUUCUGGGUCUUCUUUUUGGGACAAUGGUUGUGAGUGCAUAUCUUGAGAGAGCAGACAUGUUCAAGUACUUGGGCAAGCUACUGUCAUGGAAAAGUAAAGGGGCCAAGGACUUGCUUUGUCGAAUCUGUUUGAUUUCUGCUAUCUUAAGUGCUCUCUUCACCAAUGACACCUCUUGUGUUGUUUUGACUGAAUUUGUAUUGAAAGUGGCAAGGCAGCAUAAUUUGCCUCCCCAUCCAUUUCUCCUCGCCCUUGCUUCAAGUGCUAAUAUUGGGUCCUCUGCAACACCAAUAGGGAAUCCCCAAAAUCUGGUAAUAGCUGUUGAGAGUGGCAUAUCAUUUGGUGAAUUCUUGAUAGGGAUUCUUCCUGCUAUGCUUUUGGGGAUUGUCGUGAAUUCUCUGAUUCUUCUGUCCAUGUAUUGGAAGGUACUGUCUACUCAUAAGGAUGAAGAAGAUGUUGCUGUACAAGUUGUAGCAGAAGAGGACGUCAAUUCUCAUAGGUUUUCUCGUGCCACAAUGACUCACUUGACAUCCUUCACCUCCCAGGAAUCGAACCAUUUAGAGUCUGCUGCCGUUCCAGACUCUCCUCAGCUUCAGAGUCAGAGAAACAGCGGAAGCUCAAAUGAAGUUCAAUGGGUCUCCAACAACGCGGUUGAUUCUGAAAGAAACUCAAAUGGGUUAAAGGAUGAAAUGGAUGGCUUGAAUUCCCAGAGAAGGGAGGAAAAUAGUCAUUCCAUGGCUGUUGAAGUGGCACAUAGACCAAGUGAUACAAACUUUUUCGAAGGAAAUGAAUAUUUAAACCCAAAAUUGAAGCGCGUACUCUGGAAAGCUUGUGUUUACAUUAUCACAUUGGGAAUGUUAGUUGCUUUGCUUUUGGGAAUGAACAUGUCAUGGACUGCAAUUAUUGCUGCACUUGCUUUGAUCGUUCUUGAAUUCAAGGAUGCUAGCACAAGUUUAGAGAAGGUUUCAUAUUCACUUUUGAUAUUCUUCUGUGGAAUGUUUAUGACAGUAGAUGGCUUCAAUAAAACCGGAAUUCCAAGUGUUUUCUGGGACCAUAUGGAGCCCUAUUCUAAAGUAGAUAGUGCAAGUGGAAUAGCAGUGCUUGCCAUAGUCAUACUUGUCCUCUCAAAUGUGGUUUCAAAUGUACCAACAGUUCUGUUGCUGGGAGCCAGGAUUGCAGCAUCAGCAGCUGCAAUCUCUAGUGAAGAAGAGAAGAAGGCAUGGCUCAUCUUAGCAUGGGUGAGCACGGUCGCAGGGAACCUAUCCCUUUUGGGAUCAGCAGCGAACUUGAUAGUGUGCGAGCAAGCUCGCAGAAUACCAGACCUUGCUUACAAUUUGACCUUUUGGAACCAUCUAAAGGAAUGCAAAAAUCAUGGACCGAUAUAUAAGAACGUUAUCUCUGAAAGUCUACUGUCAAUCAGUUCUUUGAAUCAUGGUAAAGAGAUCAACCAAGCACUGCAGUUGCCUAAUCACAUGACGGAAUUGGUAACACGCCCCGUGGAGAUAGACGAAACCUUCAAGAAUGUUGUUUACUGUGGCUGUCAUGCAUACUUUUCUGAUGUUGGCUAAAGGUUUUAUUGUGUAAGAAUGUUUGAAACUAGUGGAAUGUAAUGAAUUUGUUUGCGAUGUUAGACUAAAAGUAGUGGAAUAUAAAGUGGGUAGAUGGGCCACUUUUAUUUCAAUCUAUGGAACCAUUAUUAUGGA